AUGCCGAUUUGCCAAUAUUCCAGCCAACGUGACUGCUGGAAGUUGCUGUCAAUUGCUAUUUCGUAUCUUGCUUUGCUAUGGACGCGUCUCGGCCUCUACUCGCCGGUGACGAUAACGAUAACGAUGAGAUCGUCACUCGACCCACAACUUCUUCAAUUUGUUGUCGUUCAAGUGGCAAUGAAACCCUUAGUGCCAAAUCCAUGUAUAAAGCAAACGGUGACCACUCGAUCGUGCAGUAAGUGGCCGUGCUGGAAGUGGAUCUUUCCUAGUCGUAUUGGAGAGUAUGAGGACUUUGCAACGGCAGCGCAGAUGGGAGAGAUCUACGCAUUGCGACAAACGGCACGCAAACAAUUUGAACCAACUUUACCAGAAGACGAUAAAAUGUUGCAACACCUUUGGGAUGGCUUAUACCCCACAUUGCCUUACGAAGGCCGCGUCAACGUGCGAUGGCGGGACGUUGGUUUUCAAAAUGACGACCCGGCAUCGGAUCUGCGCACAUCUGGACGACUAGCCAUUCAGAUGCUUCUUUACUUCUCAGACCACCUAAAUGACGAAUUUAAGCGAAUUAUUCGCGAGAAUCGUUUUCCUAUGUGCAUAUGCGCGCUCAAUUUGCUGGAAGUGUUGCUGUGUCAUCUUAAACUGAAAGAGCCAUUGCCACUUGUUUGUCCGUGUUGUGGCACGGAAAAUGCUGAGCUUGAAACGUCAAAGAAGCCAAGUCAAACCCAUCCGGAACUGUGUGGCUUCAUAGCACUUGUGGAAGACGCGUCUGCUCAUCAAAUAUCCUUUUCAGGAGGUGGACCUGCAGAAACUGCUUUGGCACACAUAUUCGUGCAUUCGCUUCUAGUUAUGGAUGGCGUGUGGAAGCAGCAGCUGCAACGAGAUCCAACUACAACGCUGAUGCACUUCCGCGAAGCUUUAGUCGAGACAAGAGUGCGUAUUGUAGCUUUUCUAUCACGCCGACAAAUGCGUUUGACACUUAAAGAACUCGAUAAGUGGGGUUAUCGACAACGAGCACGGUGCCAGUGA
Messenger RNA from Plasmopara halstedii, 1026 nucleotides. Its product is annotated as engulfment and cell motility elm family protein. The transcript has 5 exons. The coding region runs from base 1 to 1026 and encodes 341 amino acids. Lineage: Eukaryota; Oomycota; Peronosporomycetes; Peronosporales; Peronosporaceae. The record is from RefSeq and is a predicted model, not a curated record.